AUGGAAAAAGAUGAAACCUUUUCUAAGUUUUGCAUGAAACUCAACCAUAUUGUGUCUGGCCUUAGAAACCUAGGAAAGAAAGUGACAGAUAAGAAGAUUAACAAGAAAAUUCUUAGGUCUUUACCUAAAAGGUUCAGAAUUAAAGUUGAAACACUGCAAGCAACUCAAAACAUCACUACCAUGCAAGUUGAUGAUGUUGUAGGUCAUAUUAAGAACUAUGAGAUGAAGUACUAUGGAAAUUCCCUAAAACCUAAAAACUUAGCCCUAAAAGCUUUAAAGUCUGAUUUUUCCAAGUCUGAGGUUAGGUAUGAUAGUGAGUCUGAUGAAGAAAUUGCUCUCAUAACUAGGAAGUUUAGAAAUUUGAUCAAGUCUGAAAAGAUGAAUGCAUUUAAGAAAGGGGGAGAGUCAAGGUUUAGGAAUAGAGAGUUUUCAUCUAGGGGAAGUCAUACAUCAACAGUUUGUCCAAGUCCAAAAAAUAGCUUUGUUGCUAAGAAAGAGUCCAAAGAUAAAAAGAAGGAUAAAGCAACGAAUGUUUCAGUUUCUAAAGAUAAAAAUGCUUCUUUUUUUGAUGAUUCUUCUAAUGAUGAUGAUAAUCCUCUUGCUUUUAUUACUUUUGUGAAUAAUGAUGUUUCUAAAAGAUUAUCUUUGUCUGACACAGAUGACUCGGAUUUUGAGGACAUAGCAAAAUCUAAUGAUGAAGAUUGUUACAAGGAAGCAACAAAGAAGAAUUAUGAUAAAGCCUUCAAUGAAUUAUAUGUUACAUAUGUUCAAACGAAGAAAGGCUUCAAUAAACAAGCUAGAGAAUUGAAAGAAGUUGAGAAGCAAAGAGAUGCUCUGAAGAAGGAAAGUGAACAGAAAAAGAAGGAGAUUGAAGAUCUUCAUGGAAAGAUAAGAUUCCUAGAAGGUGAGGUUCAAGUCUUCAACAUUGGCCUUGAAAUACAUUCUGCCAUCCUUGAACCUGUUCCAAAUUCUUUGAAUAGGUUCAAGAAUCCUAAUAAACUAUGGAAAGUUUAG
Molecule: messenger RNA, 1014 nt
Organism: Cornus florida
Lineage: Eukaryota; Viridiplantae; Streptophyta; Magnoliopsida; Cornales; Cornaceae
Exons: 3
Coding region: 1-1014 (337 amino acids)
Source: RefSeq, a predicted model, not a curated record